CGUGCGCCGGGACGAAACUGCGCGCAGGGCCGGAGAACCGGUCUCUGUCUGGCCGGCUCUCCGGGUGGGAUAGAUAAAGCAGAGAGCUAGGCAUGCAGGCACGCGCAGGCCUCUCUCUCUCUCUCUGCCUGCACCCACCCACCAACUCGGAUUCGGCCAGACAGGCAUAGGAAGAAGAGCAGCACCAAUUCUCACUGGGUUAAGAAGAUCAGCCCUCCCUGAAGCUAUUUUACCUGAGCGCCUUACCUAGCUGUGUUUGCAGAGUGCGCGGUUUGUUCGAGCUCCGAACAAAGCAUGCAAAACUCCUGGUCUGAAUGAUUCUUCAGGAAACCUGAAGUAAACCAUGACAGGUCUGGCUUGGAUGCCUUUUGAAUUCUUCUUACCCUUGUGUGUAAUGGACACUCUGUGAAAUAGAAAAAAUGCUGAAAAUAUUUUGGCUCCCUCCCUGUAUGGAAGACUGAAAGGAGAUUGAUGUGGUCUUAAUUGUCAAAGGAGAUCACCAGAAUCUAGCUGCAGCAAUGAGUUCAGAGGAGAAAGGUAUAUCUCCUGCUCACAAAACCUCUACACCAUCUCAUAAAAGUGCCUCUUCUUCUUCAUCCUCCCAGCGGGACAGCAGGCAGAGUGGCCAUGUGUUAGAGCGGAAUUUUUCUUCUGGAAGCACAGAUCCGGUACUUGGCAAACAGUUGCUAGAAAAUGAACCAGUAGCUGUAUCUAAAGAGCCAGACAGCUGGGAAAUUAUAGAAGGCCUCAAAAUUGGGCAGACCAAUGUCCAGAAGCCAGACAAACAUGAAGGGUUCAUGCUGAAGAAGAGGAAAUGGCCUUUGAAAGGUUGGCACAAGCGCUUUUUUGUCCUGGAUAACGGAAUGUUGAAAUAUUCAAAGUCGCCAAUUGAUACUCAGAAAGGAAAGGUUCACGGAAGCAUAGAUGUUGGCUUAUCAGUUAUGUCAAUUAAAAAGAAAGCUCGGAGGAUAGACCUUGACACUGAAGAGCAUAUUUACCAUUUGAAAGUAAAAUCCCAGGACUCGUUUGAUGCUUGGGUAUCGAGGCUGCGCCACCACAGGUUAUACCGUCAGAACGAGAUUGUACGAUCACCACGAGAUGCCGGAUUCCACAUAUUCCCUUCAGCGUCAACUACUGAAUCUUCACCAGCUGCUAACGUUGCUGCCCUGGAGGCCAAGGUCGCACAGAAUAAUUUCCCAUGGCAGCCAUCCAUUACCUGCAGCAACAGCCUCCCCGCAACAUGUACCACUGGCCAAAGUAAAGUAGUUGCUUGGUUGCAAGACUCCGAGGAGAUGGACAGGUGUGCGGAAGACCUUACGCUCUGCCAGUCAAACCUUGUGGAACUCAGUAAAAUUCUUCAAAACUUAGAAAUACUUCAGAGGACUCAGUCAGCUCCAAAUUUCACGGAUAUGCAGGCUAAUUGUGUAGAUAAGAAGGACAAGCGUGUCACAAGAAGAUGGAGAACAAAAAGCGUCAGCAAAGAUGCUAAAAUACAGCUCCAGGAAGGGACAGCACUGAAAAGCCAGUUCAGUACCGCACGGCGUCGCCAGAGACUAGCAGAUGCAGUGGCUACAACAGUUCCUUUCAGCGCUACAAUGUCUCCUGUUCGCCUGCAUUCAUCCAAUCCUAAUCUUUGUGCAGACAUCGAAUUUCAGUCUCCUCCAAGCCAUGCACCUGACCCCCUGGAAAGCUCCACGGACUACCUGAAACUCCAAGAAGAGUUUUGCCUCAUGGCACAGAAAGUACAUUCUCUUCUGAAGUCUGCCUUCAACAGCAUAGCGAUAGAGAAGGAGAAGCUUAAGCAGAUGGUUUCAGAACAUGAUUUCGCUGGACACAAUACACAGAUAACGUGUCUCAGGCAAUCCCUCUCGCAGGCUAUCAACCAGAAUGCUGAACUAAGGAGUCGCUUGAACAGAAUACAUUCAGAGUCUGUUAUUUGUGAUCAGGUUGUCAGUGUAAAUAUUAUCCCUAGUCCUGAUGAGGCAGGUGAACAGAUCCAUGUUAGUCUCCCACUCUCCCAGCAAGUUUCUAAUGAAAGCAGGCUCUCCAUGUCGGAAUCUGUCUCUGAGUUCUUCGAUGCGCAGGAGGUGCUUCUGUCUGCAAGCUCAUCAGAAAACGAGGCUUCUGAUGAUGAGUCGUACAUCAGUGACGUGAGUGACAACAUAUCAGAGGACAACACCAGUGUUGCAGACAACAUUUCUCGGCAAUUACUUAAUGAUGAGCUGACCGGUGGUGCUUUCAGAAAUGGACGAAGGACAUGCCUACCGACCCCCUGCCCUGAUACUAGUAAUAUCAACCUGUGGAACAUUUUGAGGAACAAUAUCGGGAAGGAUCUCUCGAAAGUAUCCAUGCCGGUAGAGCUAAACGAGCCUCUGAAUACAUUGCAACACCUUUGUGAGGAACUGGAAUACAGUGAACUCUUGGACAAGGCUGCUGAAUCUGAUGACCCCUACGAACGAAUGGUCCUUAUUGCUGCCUUUGCAACUUCAGGAUAUGCCUCCACUUACUACAGAGCUGGAAGCAAGCCUUUUAACCCUGUGCUUGGUGAAACUUACGAAUCGAUUAGGGAAGACAAAGGAUUUCGUUUUUUCUCGGAGCAGGUUAGCCACCACCCACCCAUUUCUGCCUGUCACUGUGAAUCAAAGAAUUUUGUGUUUUGGCAAGAUAUCAGGUGGAAAAACAAAUUCUGGGGCAAGUCAAUGGAAAUACUGCCAAUCGGGACACUGAAUGUCACGCUUCCAAAGUACGGUGAUUCCUACGUAUGGAACAAAGUCACUACUUGCAUACACAACAUCCUCAGUGGAAGGAGAUGGAUAGAACAUUAUGGAGAAAUAACCAUCAGAAACACAAAAAGCAGCGUUUGUAUUUGUAAACUCACAUUCAUCAAGGUGAAUUACUGGAAUUCGAAUGUGAAUGAAGUCCAAGGCGUUGUCAUGGACCAAGAAGGAAAGGUGGUACACCGCCUCUUUGGAAAGUGGCAUGAAGGGUUGUACUGUGGAGUUGGGCCUUCGGCAAAAUGUAUAUGGAGACCAGGCUCCAUGCCCACCAACUACGAGCGUUAUUAUGGCUUCACAAGGUUUGCCAUUGAGCUGAAUGAGUUAGAUCCUGCACUGAAAGAUCUUCUUCCAAGAACAGAUGCCCGAUUCAGGCCAGACCAAAGGCUUUUGGAAGACGGGGAUUUAGAAGCAGCAGCGUCAGAAAAACUAAGAAUAGAAGAACUCCAGAGAAGUCGAAGACGCUACUUAGAAGAAAAUAAUAUGGAACAUGUACCAAAAUUUUUUAAAAAAGUUAUCGAUGCCAAUCAAAGAGAAGCUUGGGUUUCUAACGACACGUAUUGGGAACUCCGAAAGGAUCCUGGCUUUAGUAAAGUAGAAACCCUCAAACUCUGGUAAACUGAGAAUGUAGAUCUAGUAACAUAUCACUCCUUAAAAAAAAGAAAAAGAAAAACCUUUAAAAAAACCUAUGCACAACAUGUUUCUUAUAGCUGAGGUUGGUUUGUGGGCCUGCAAGAAACCUUUCAUUUGCUUUUAUAUUCAUCUUUAUAAAUGGACUUCCAAAAGUGCAUUAGCCCAGACCCUGGACAUUUCUGCAGCUGGCAUUAAAUUAAAUGGAGGGGGAACCAACACGCCCUUUAAAUAUUGAGAUAAGGGAAAUGCAGCGCAAGAAAAGCAUGCACUGAGUUAGCCAAAGAUGCUUUCAAAGAGUAUCUGGUGCUUAAAAUAGACAACAGAAAAGAUACAAAAACAAAACAAGAUUUGUUUUAAUGGAACAUGUCUAGAAUGUCCACCCAUGCUAUUAUUAAACCUUGAGUCGCAAUACUUGUUCAUUUCUAGCUUCGGGUUAGUUUCUUGAUGUGUGAUGUGCUUGGACUGGCCACGUCGAAAAAAGGCAUAAUGCUUUUCUGGAAGCUCUCCUCAUUCAUUCGCCAUUGUUCAUGCCUUAAAAAAAACACACCAAUGUGAAGUUGUACAUUUAAGUCAUUUUAAAAUAUGUAUUCUUAGACGUUUGUCGGGGGCAGAUUUUUAAAGCGCUAGGAUUUUGUUCAUAUUAUAAAUAACGAAGAAAGUGUAUUAUUAUUAUUUAAGAGAAAAGAGAGAAACCCUAAAUGGAUUGUAAAGGAAAGUGAUCAACUAGGACAUGUUUUAACUUUGGGGGUGGGGUGGGGACUAUUGUGUGGUCAAGUUGAAAGGAGACUGGCUGGUUUUGUAACAACCUUGGCAAAUGAAGCCGAGGUCGUAUUCUCAAUGCCUAAUGCUGUGAUAAAUAUACCAUCUCUUCCCAUGGCUUCA
Molecule: messenger RNA, 4289 nt
Organism: Podarcis muralis (Common wall lizard)
Lineage: Eukaryota; Metazoa; Chordata; Lepidosauria; Squamata; Lacertidae
Source: RefSeq, a predicted model, not a curated record